Messenger RNA from Owenia fusiformis, 318 nucleotides. Lineage: Eukaryota; Metazoa; Annelida; Polychaeta; Sabellida; Oweniidae. The record is from the annotation of a GenBank genome assembly.
UGAUGGCUACAUUUGUGAAUGCCCAGAUGGAUUCAGUGGACAGUAUUGUGAAAAUGCAGACAAUGUAACCUGUGAUUUCAACCUUUGUGAAAAUAACUCAACAUGUGUGGAGUCCAAUACAACAUCUGAUGACUACAUUUGUGAAUGCCCAGAUGGAUUUAGUGGACAGUAUUGUGAAAAUGCAGACAACCAAACCUGUGAUUUCAACUUUUGUGAAAAUAACUCAACAUGUGUGGAAUCCAAUACAACAUCUGAUGGCUACAUUUGUGAAUGCCCAGAUGGAUUCAGUGGACAAUAUUGUGAAAAUGCAGACAACCA